Messenger RNA from Rubroshorea leprosula, 232 nucleotides. Lineage: Eukaryota; Viridiplantae; Streptophyta; Magnoliopsida; Malvales; Dipterocarpaceae. The record is from the annotation of a GenBank genome assembly.
GUUUGUGCAGUUCAUGUGUUGAAUUGAGACUACCUAAUCAAAUGGAUUUUAUGGCCAUUUUAGAUCAUUCGAAUUGAUAUGAAGUUGGCAAACGAGGAUGUCAGUAUGCUGGCAUUUACAUCAGAGCAAAUCACAGCUCCUUUUCUUCUUCCCGAGAUGGUUAUGUCUUGUUUCUUCUUCCAUUUCUCUUUUAUGUUUCCCCAAAAUUUAUGAUUAAAAAUUUUGUAUUUGA